This is a messenger RNA of Westerdykella ornata, 389 nucleotides long. RefSeq lists its product as uncharacterized. The record is from RefSeq and is a predicted model, not a curated record. The transcript has a single exon. Bases 98 to 337 code for a protein of 79 amino acids. NCBI's taxonomy places the organism in Eukaryota, Fungi, Ascomycota, Dothideomycetes, Pleosporales, Sporormiaceae.
AGGCGCGGGACGAUAUGGAGGAUAUACCCAGUCCGUGUAUACGGCAUGAGCGUUCUACGUUCCGUUUUGAGCGUUCGGACGACGUGAGUACAAGAGUAUGCGAGACGAUCGUACAAGGCGUCAUGCGAGGGCGGCGGGAACGUUUUCUUUAGCACGGAUUGCAUACAUGGCAUUACUUUGGUUUCAAGGGGUGCUGCGACAGGGAACACAGGCGUUCUGGAGUAGAUAUCCAUUAUUGUCAUCUUCAUGUCAAGAAGCUUAUAUUGCUCGGCAAGGCCAUCUGAUCCCCUUUAUGACUCACGACUCACACUGUCAUUAUAAUCUCUUAUCCUCAUAAGCUCUUGCUGAUUGCUCGUUCACGCCAUACCAACUGUCUGACGAGCCAUCCU